Messenger RNA from Dovyalis caffra, 414 nucleotides. The record is from the annotation of a GenBank genome assembly. NCBI's taxonomy places the organism in Eukaryota, Viridiplantae, Streptophyta, Magnoliopsida, Malpighiales, Salicaceae.
AUGGAUAAUGGAGAGACAAUAUUAACAAGGAAGAUAAUGUUUGGUCUUUUUUCGGAGGUUGGAUUAGACAACUCCCAAUUUCACAUCAAAGAGAGCAAGCUAAACACCAUGAUUGCUACUAAAGAAAGGCCCACGUUAGCAAUGUUUGCCAGAGCACUUGAAGGAGGUGAAGUUGUAGGAGGAGGGGAGGCAGGUUUGGUCACUGCAGGGAGCGGUGGGUCAACAACAUCUGCAACAUCCAAGGCUGGUGUCGGGGAACUUGCUGGUGGCUGUGUUUCUUCAGGAAUUGUCUUCAGCAGACUACCAGCUUCAGCUGGUAUGAUGCCGUAUGAGCCCUCAGGCAUGGAAUCAGAAGAACAUGGACUUCCUGCAAUGGAUCAAUGUAAUAUGUUAGUGUGCAAGCUUGUGAAGUAG